Molecule: messenger RNA, 599 nt
Organism: Brassica napus (rape)
Lineage: Eukaryota; Viridiplantae; Streptophyta; Magnoliopsida; Brassicales; Brassicaceae
Exons: 3
Coding region: 178-339 (53 amino acids)
Source: RefSeq, a predicted model, not a curated record
AAUUAAGGCCCAUAGAAAGCCCAGUUGUGACCUUUGUGAGAAGACAGAGACAAAGACAAAGGGAAACACUGUUGUGUCUCAAUACCACUCCUCGCGAAUCUGAGAUUGUCGGAAGAUUCGAUCGAAUUGGGGGGUUAGGGUUUUUCGCUGCCGACGAAGUGCUUAAUAAUCUGAUCAAUGACGCCGCCUCCAGGACUUUACUCCGGUACCAGCACUCUUGCCCUGGUGGCUCGUGCUUCGGCUUUCGGACUGGGUCUCAUCUACGGCAACGUCAAGCUCAAGGCUUUGAAGAUAAAGAAGAACUCACAGAUUAAGGCUGAAGCCAAGGCUCAUCACUAAGCACCAAACAUCUUUCUCUCCCUCCAAAAUAAGAUGAUGAAGCCAAGUGAACGUUCUCCACAAAUGUAGCUGUUUCUUCUUCUUGAGCUAUAUCUCUCUUGGUGACAUUUUCGGUUUUUUCUGUUUUCUUUUUGGCUAUCGUUGACGAAGAAGAGCAUAAACUUUUGUCUGAAAAAGCAAUCAUAGUACCAUUUUUAUUUAAACCCGAUGCUAUGAACACCAUAUGUUUAUCAUUUUAACAAGAUUGGUUCAGUGACCUA